AUGGCUGCUCUGAUGAACACCUACCCCUGGCCGGAGCGACUGGAGGGGGACGGAGCCGGGGGGCUGCCAGCGGGGCCACCCACCCCCCGUUGUCCACCGGGGGAAAAAGGCUCCGAAAGCCGGAUCCGCCGGCCCAUGAACGCUUUCAUGGUGUGGGCGAAGGACGAGAGAAAACGUCUGGCGGUGCAAAAUCCCGACCUGCACAACGCGGAGCUCAGCAAGAUGCUCGGCAAGUCCUGGAAGGCUCUGAGCCUCUCGCAGAAGCGUCCCUAUGUGGAGGAGGCUGAGCGGCUGCGGGUGAAGCACAUGCAAGAUUACCCCAACUACAAAUACCGGCCCCGGCGGAAAAAGCAGGUCAAGCGGAUCUGCAAGCGGGUGGACCCCGGGUUUUUGCUGGGCAGCCUGACACGGGACCAAAACGCGGUGCCGGAGAAGCGGAACUGCGGCCGGGCUGGGGGGGAGAAAGAGGGGCUGGGUGAGUACCCCCCUGGUCCGGGGCUGCCAUCCAUCCGGGGAUACCGGGACGCCCCAGACAGUGGCAGCAGCACCAGCGUGGACACCUACCCCUAUGGGCUGCCCACCCCCCCAGAGAUGUCUCCUCUGGAUGCCAUAGACCCUGAGCAGAGCUUCUUCUCCUCGCCCUGCCCCGACGAGCAUCACCGCUCCCACCUUGCCGGAGCCACCUACUCCCCGGAAUACACGGGCAGUUCGCUCCCGUGCAACCACCACCCUCUCAGCCCCAUGCCUCAGCCGGCCACCUGCAUGAUCCCCCCAGCCACAAGCUGUCCUUCCCUUCCUCCUCCUCCUCCUCCCAGCUACUACACACCCGCCUUCCCCUCCCUGCACCCCCCCAGCCUCCAUGCCCACCUGGGCCAGCUCUCCCCACCACCUGACCACCACAGCUUUGACACUUUGGACCAGCUGAGCCAAGCCGAGCUCCUGGGGGAGAUGGACCGCAAUGAGUUCGACCAGUAUCUCAACAAUCCCGGCCAUGGCGACCACCACGGCGGGGUCUUGGUCAACGGGCAGGUCCCGACAUCUGGCAGCUCCCACGCCUCUGAGACCAGCCUCAUCUCCGUCCUCGCCGAUGCCACGGCCACCUACUACAAUAACUACAGUGUCUCUUAGACCCCCUGCUGGGGCCGCCUGGACCGGCUGAGGAAGGACCCGACACAGUCUUACGAGGCAUUGCUCCUCAGGGACAUCGCUCGCCGCCCCUCAGGGUGACCGAGUCCAAACCGUGAGGGCCACGGAGUCUCCUUGGUGGUGUAGGUAAAGGAUUUUGGUCAUCAGCUCACCACCGGUGCAAAGCCUUGGGUGCUCUGCUCCCAACAGGGCCAGGGGGGGAUUUCCCAAUGCCAAAACCCUUUGGCUACGUCCCUCUUCCAAAGCAGACGUGCUCCUGGGAGCGUGGGAAAGCUGCCCACCACUUGGGGCUGUAUUUUGGAGUUGGGAGGGUGGCAGCAUCCCGUAAACAGCAGGUCUGAAGUCCCAGCAGGGGUAAAACCCCCUGCAAGGGAAAAAAGGCAGGGAUGGGGAAAAAGGGAAGAUUUUAGUAAAUGGGUUCACAGUCUGCAAGUGCACUUUGGGCCAAUCUCAGCUCCUGGUGUUAACAUUGCUCCUGGUGUUAAAGCCCCCCAUCCUCCCACCCCCAGACCAUGAGUUGGGGGCUUAAUCCCCUGGGGAAAUUCCAGAGGGAACAAAAUGGACACCAGGGAUGGAUACCAGGGAUGUUGCCGGGCUGGCCCUAGGACUGCAUAGGGGGGCUGUUCCAGGGGGCAGCCAGCCCUGGGGGUGCUCAGCCUCUGCAUUUUGGACAAGGGUAAGACCAGGGCUUGCAAAGCAGGAUCUGACCAGCAUCCACCCCCCACAGCUUCCCCUUAGCCUUCUCGCAGAAGCAUUCCCAAAUGACAGGGCAGCAAAAGCUGCCCUCCCCACCAGGCUGGGAAUGGGUCCUGGGCCGAGCACUUGGAAAAAGAAGUGAUGUUGUAGCAGGCACAUUUUUUAAUCAAAACUUUGAAGGCAAAGGCUUCACGUUUCGAGCCGCAGUGCCCGAUGCCUCUUCUAAUUCUGGCAUAUUAUUGCUUGUAAUAAAGCUGUACAUUGAUUUAUUUCUCCCAUUAUUCCUCCCCUCUGAUUUUGUAUUGCUCGAGUUCUCUUCCUUUUUGUAAAGAUGAAGCUUUAUUUUAAAUCAGUUAUAUGACAUGAUUAAUCUUAGUGUUUACUGUAUGGCACUUGGUAAUGAUUAGUUAGUAGCAUGGCUAUGAUUUUCUGGUUUCAGUCCUGAAUGUGUAUUAAUAAUAAUUGCAAAUAAUACUUUAAAAAACCCCAGAACUUCACAGGUUUUUAAGCUAAUACAUUCCAUCUUUAUUGUGUGACUCUAUACAUUUUGAAUGAGUGUAUAUAUGAGUUUGCAUAAAAUAUUUAAUUUAAAUAAAUAUGGUUUUAUACAAUGAUUGUUUUAUGAUUUAAAUUGCUGUAGCUAUUGACAAAGUUUUCGAGACAAAAACAUUUCCUGUUCAAGUGCAAUUUUUUUAAUAAUUUUUUUUUGGUUGAUAUUUUUAGCCAAACUUUUCUACUUUCAUUUUUUUUAA
This is a messenger RNA of Apus apus (common swift), 2594 nucleotides long. RefSeq names its product SRY-box transcription factor 7 (gene SOX7). Lineage: Eukaryota; Metazoa; Chordata; Aves; Apodiformes; Apodidae. The transcript has 2 exons. The record is from RefSeq and is a predicted model, not a curated record. Bases 1 to 1128 code for a protein of 375 amino acids. Gene Ontology annotation, biological process: cell differentiation; regulation of DNA-templated transcription; anatomical structure morphogenesis. Gene Ontology annotation, molecular function: DNA-binding transcription factor activity, RNA polymerase II-specific; RNA polymerase II cis-regulatory region sequence-specific DNA binding.